AUGUUCUCUUCUUUGCCACUUUCAGGACCCUUCAGCUCGCCUCUGGCAGCUGUUGGGGUCUGGUUUGGACUGGGUGUACUACUGAGCAUCCUGUAUUUCCUCGCGGUUAUUAUUUAUAACAUAUACUUUCAUCCUUUGGCAAAGUUCCCUGGCCUGAAGUCCCACGCGGCUACGCGAAUUCCUUACUUCCAGGCUUUACUCGGUGGCCGAACCGGCAAAGUUAUCAAAGACCUACACGAACGAUACGGGGAAGUAGUCCGCAUCGCUCCCAACGAACUAUCCUUCAUCGACGGCGAGGCCUGGACGGCAAUAUACGGCACCCGACCCGGACAUAGGCAGAAGCCGAAGGAUGUCCGCUACUAUCCACCCACAGCAGCCGGAGUUUCCAGUAUCGUUCUCUCCAACGAUGAAGACCACACUCGCUUCCGGCGUACACUGUCCCAUGCAUUCUCCGAGAACUCUUUGCGUGCCCAAGAGCCGCUCGUCAACGGCUACGUCGACCUCUUGAUCCAGCGUCUGCACGAGCACUGCGACGCCGGCAACAAACCGCUCGACAUGGUUGCAUGGUACAACUUCACCACCUUCGACAUCAUCGGGGACCUGGCUUUCGGGGAAUCGUUUGACUGCUUGCAGAACUCGGCGUAUCACACUUGGGUCUCGAUGAUCUUUAAACACAUCCGCUCCGGCACGUAUGGAAACGUUGCAAGACGCUUUCCCGGAUCCAACUUUCUUCUGCCUCUCAUCACGCCCACGCACAUAGCGAAUGGGAGAAAGUGGCAUGUUGAGCUCACGAGAGAGAAGGUCAAGGCCCGGCUUGCCAAGCCAAACGACCGGAUGGAUUUCUUCGGACAUAUCCUGAAACAGAAGGACACUGAGCGGGCCAUGAGUUUCAACGAGAUGGUCACAAACGGCAGCACAUUGAUUGUUGCCGGCUCUGAAACGACGGCAACCCUGCUCUCGGCUGUUACGUACUAUCUGCUGAAAAAUGAGCGGGUUCUGAGCAAGCUCCAGCAGGAAAUCAGGAGCUCGUUCCACAGUGAAAAGGAUAUCACUGUUGUGGCUUGUAACCAGCUCGAAUACCUCAAUGCCGUGUUGACGGAGGGCCUCCGCAUCUUCCCGCCCGCUCCUACUGGACUACCCAGAAUUGUUGACGGAGAUGGUGACACGAUUGCUGGGAAAUGGGUCCCUGGGGGGACCAUCGUCUCCAUCCCACACCUCGCCGCCUUCCACUCAUCAUCAAACUUCACAGAGCCGGAGUCAUUCAUCCCAGAACGCUUCCUCGGCGAUCCUCGAUUCGCCAACGAUAGCAAAACCGUACUGCAGCCGUUUAGCUUCGGGCCCCGGAACUGCAUUGGACGCAAGUACUUUGGCCAACGCGAGAUGCGGCUUAUUCUGGCUCGGGUGCUGUACAAUUUCGAUCUGGAACUGGAUGAGCGGAGCGUGAAUUGGAAUCAGCAGGAGAUCUAUAUUCUGUGGAAUAAGCCGUGUCUUUAUGUUAGGUUGCACCCUAGAGUGGGUGUAUAG
Messenger RNA from Aspergillus nomiae NRRL 13137, 1524 nucleotides. RefSeq names its product cytochrome P450. Bases 1 to 1524 code for a protein of 507 amino acids. Gene Ontology annotation, molecular function: iron ion binding; monooxygenase activity; oxidoreductase activity, acting on paired donors, with incorporation or reduction of molecular oxygen. The record is from RefSeq and is a predicted model, not a curated record. The transcript has 4 exons. Lineage: Eukaryota; Fungi; Ascomycota; Eurotiomycetes; Eurotiales; Aspergillaceae.